AUGUCGUUUCGGCAAGCGACGCCACCGGACGAGGUGACGAGGACAGGCUACGCCCGAGACAUGCGCCCAAAGCAAACGAAGAACACAUGGUGCACCAAGACCGAGUCAAGCACAGGUCGCUGGCUCCUAUGCACCUGGCUUCUUGCAAUCAGCGGUGCUAUUUUGUGUAGCUCUGCAAAGCAACUGGAUCCGUUAUUUGGCUUCAAUCUCUUCGGUUGUGUCUUCAGCCUGCAAGCACGGCGGGCCUUGCGAGCAAGGUUGCCCAAGCAAGGCCGCGGCGCAGCAACCCAAAUACAGGCCUACUACGUGCUAGUGCCGGGUGAGGGCAGGUGUUUGUUCUACGCCGUGAGCACGGAAGUCAGCGGAGGGCAGAAAUGGGAGCUCAGCUGUGCCAUUGGGUCACACCAUGUGGAGGAUGGCACUGUGUCGCCGAGUCCCCCGGACCGAGUGAUAGCAGCGCCACGUGAGAAAGAGGCGGCAGCGACCCCAGCAGCCGAGGCAUUGCAAGCUCGAAUACAGUCGAACGUUGUACACGUGCCGGGGGACGGCUGGUGUUUCUUCUACACCGUGAGCAAGUACUUCAAAGGAGGGACGAACUGGGAUCGCAGCGCAGCCGCCGAAAUCUACUUGCAAGCCAUUGAGUGGUUGUUGGCUGCCCAGCACGGGCCUCAAGCAGACGCAGUUGCAACCGCGUGUGUGCCGUUCAACGCAGACGAAUUGCGCCUGCACGAGCACUUCCUCCGACAACAGCCGACUGCCGUCGAGACUGCAGCCUUGAAUACGACCGAAGUAGUCUUAUUGAGUAAGCUCCAUGCAUUAUUGCCCCAGCCUGCCAUGUUAGACUCCAUCCACCACGCUUCUGCUGGCGUGGAGUUAUGGGCUUUGACCCAACAGUUCGAGUUUGAGUGUCUUAUUUGGGGUUCCCAAGAGAACGUGAAUUACUGGGUGCGGUCCAUGGACUGCCUCACCGACCAGGAAGCACAUGCAAAGCUGCAACACCACAGCCCGGUAUUGGAGCUCGUGCAUGCGCAGGCCGAGCCGCAGCCAGCCAAAAUGCCCAACGUCGCCUGGAAAGGCAGCGGCGCCCAACGUCGCCUGGCCUGCCCAGUUGCCUGGCAGCUGAGUCAGAGGCGUCAGCUAGGCUACGAAUCGCAGAAGGACUGGAUGGUGGAAGGCUGCACCAAACAACUGCGAGCGCGAAGCAAAGGCAAUGCCAAAGCGCCACUGCCCUGGGAGGACCUGAGCCGUGCUGCCACAGUCUCCAAGCAGGCCAAAGAGGCGGCACACGAUGUCGGGGAUGUGCAAGCGGAAGCGGCCGCGCUGUGUGUCAUCGCUCAGAUCCACGUCUUUAACGGUCGACCGCAGAGCGAAAUCCUCGAAACCUUGGAGGAUGCCAUGGCUCUGGCGGUCGAGGCGGAGGAUGGGCGGACGGAAGCCACGGCGUUGCUGUUGAAGGCAGAGAUUCAUUUGCAGGCGGAAGAGCUGCAGGAGGCGCUGAAUGCAGCGAGGCAGGCGGAGCUGCUGCUGGGCCGCAUGGACGAUGAGGCGGCCAGUGCCAAAGUCGAGGAGAUCCUCAACAAGCUCCGCGGCUUUGAAUUCCGCGUGGACGAGGCACCGGUGGCGCCGGCCUAUCGAUCCUACGGCUAUGAUCCCCGCAUGGCGUUGCCAUUGGUGUCGGGCCCCGACCCUGCUGUGGUCAAAGCCACUAUCCAGGAGGUACGGGGAAGCACCGUGCUGCCGAAGCGAACGAAGGAAUGCAUCCUGUACAUUGUCUUUUGUUCCGUUUGGCUCAAGAAACCCACCAGCCCCCAGCCGACGGGCGCUGGUUCUGCCGAACUCGCCGAACUCGGCGGAGAGGUGGAUGUGGUGAAGAAGAUCUCUGAGAUGGAGCAGAAAGCUCAAGUGUGGCAGGGGGAUUUGGAUCAAGAACUUCACAGGCUCAACCGCCAAUUGAACGAGCAGACGUCGCAGGUUGAAACUCUGAAGCGGCAUUUGGAUCAGAAGAAGAGGCCCGUCCUCGCUCCGAGUCUGUUCCACCAGGAGCGCGGCUUCGAGGAUGCCAGGGCUGCACAGCUGCGGGAGAGGGAGGAGUUGCUGCAAGCGAAGGAGAAACAGCUGCGGGAGAGGGAGGAGUUGCUGCAAGCAAAGGAGAAACAGCUUUUGGAACGUGAGCAGACUCUGCAAAGGGAGAAGAAGCUCUUGCACGAACGGGAGCAGUCCUUCAUCGCCAAGGAGCGGCAGCUGCUGGAGCGGGAGCAGACACUGCAGACGGAGAAGAAGCUUCAGAUGGAGCGAGAGCAGUACCUGCAAUCCAAAGACCAACAGCUCUUUGAACGCGAGGAAGCUUUGCAGAGCGCCACGAAGCUCCAGCAGCAGCAGGAGCUCGAGCAUUUUCAAACGGAGCGACAGCUGGAACGGGCUCGUGCGAAGUCGCAGGACUACAACCUCACCGCCCCAGCACCAGCAGCUCCAGCUCCGCCAGCUGCACCACGUGGCCGGAAGACCGAGCCGCGGGGCCCGCGGGGCCCGCGGGGCGCGGUGAAGGAUCGCUCGAGCAGAUCCCGGGAACGAGAGAUGAAACAGAAGGACCCGGAGCACCGGAAGACCAAGCGGAGAAGAACAGAGCUCUACCGCACCUUCGAAGAGCAGCGCUGGACCUGGUACAAGACCUUGGCGACACCGAUCGCCACACCUUCCCCCGCUGCGGCCGUAACUGCGGCUGUCACAGCGCGAUCCGCUGCAGCGAGCCGACAUGUGGAGCCAGUGAAGCCAAAGGUGGACCGGGAAGAAGCAGACCCUCCACUUCAUCGGCUUGGAUCGGCACGGCCCAUCCUGCUGGAGACCGUGGAGGAAGAGCUGAUGUUGGAGCUGGAUGAGGUCUCUUGUGAUACGGGGAUGUCCUCAGCCGUGAUGUGAAUGAAUGCAACAUAGAGACGAUCCAGAGUCUGUAGACCUUGAGAUCAAGUGAGGAACGUGCGGAAUGCAUGGGUUUUGGAUGCUUGGAGAGACUUCUGAAGGUGCGAAGUCUGCUUCACUCCGGUUCCAGCCCCGAAAAAUCCUCACAUCUGCA
This is a messenger RNA of Durusdinium trenchii, 3070 nucleotides long. NCBI's taxonomy places the organism in Eukaryota, Dinophyceae, Suessiales, Symbiodiniaceae. The record is from the annotation of a GenBank genome assembly.